CACCCCAACUUCACUAGCCACACCCCCCCCCCCCCCCGUUCCCCCGCAGGCCUGUACUACGUGGACAGCGAGGGCCAGCGCGUGCCGGGCGCCGCCUUCGCCGUGGGCUCGGGCUCGUCCUACGCCUACGGCGUGCUGGACCGGGGGCUCGCUAGCCCCCGCCACGAGCCCGCUAGCCCGUGGGCCAGCGAGGAGGCGGCGUGCGAGCUGGCCCGGCGGGCCAUCUACCAGGCGGCGCGGCGCGACGCCUACUCGGGGGGCACGGUGCGCGUCUUCCACGCCGGCCCCCGCGGCUGGCGCCUGGUGGCCCAGCACGACGUGGGCGAGCUGCAGCGGCGCUACGGCGAGUGAGAGCCGGGGCG
Messenger RNA from Corvus hawaiiensis (hawaiian crow), 362 nucleotides. RefSeq names its product proteasome 20S subunit beta 5 (gene PSMB5). The annotation marks the transcript as partial. The record is from RefSeq and is a predicted model, not a curated record. NCBI's taxonomy places the organism in Eukaryota, Metazoa, Chordata, Aves, Passeriformes, Corvidae. Gene Ontology annotation, cellular component: proteasome core complex. The transcript is spliced from 2 exons.